This is a messenger RNA of Arabidopsis thaliana (thale cress), 1779 nucleotides long. It is a transcript of the gene ST2A, whose product is annotated as sulfotransferase 2A. Gene Ontology annotation, molecular function: hydroxyjasmonate sulfotransferase activity; sulfotransferase activity. Lineage: Eukaryota; Viridiplantae; Streptophyta; Magnoliopsida; Brassicales; Brassicaceae. Bases 408 to 1487 code for a protein of 359 amino acids. The record is from RefSeq and is marked reviewed. Gene Ontology annotation, cellular component: cytoplasm. The transcript has a single exon.
GACUUUCCUAGUUUAAAGAUUCCAAGAUUGAGUUCUGCCGACAAUUUAUGGACCAAAGACAAAUGAAAAAGCAGCAAAUCAAACUUACACUAACUCCAAGGGGAAUAGUACGUAGAGAUCAUGACACGGCAUUAUUACUAAUAGGAAGGAAAAAAUAAUUCGAGAAAUAAUAAAAAAGAAUUCGAGUAUCAGUGAAAAUAUGGAGUGGGCCAACUAAUAUUCGCACACGCCGUUUAUUUCCCACGUGGGCGAUAACAACUGAGGCUGCUCUCUUCUCUUCACAACGCAUCUCAUGCAUUUUGCGCUAUUAUAUAAACACCCAACUUCAUCUCGAAAUCUUACACCAACACACAAAGAUUCCAUUACAAAUAAACAAUUUUCAUAUAUAUCUAUAACAAAAAAAAACAAUGGCUACCUCAAGCAUGAAGAGCAUUCCAAUGGCGAUCCCAAGUUUCUCCAUGUGUCACAAGCUCGAGCUCCUUAAAGAAGGCAAAACUCGCGACGUCCCGAAAGCCGAAGAAGAUGAAGGGCUAAGCUGCGAGUUCCAAGAGAUGUUGGAUUCUCUUCCUAAGGAGAGAGGAUGGAGAACUCGUUACCUUUACCUAUUCCAAGGGUUUUGGUGCCAAGCCAAAGAGAUUCAAGCCAUCAUGUCUUUCCAAAAACAUUUCCAAUCCCUCGAAAACGACGUCGUUCUCGCCACCAUACCUAAAUCCGGUACAACCUGGCUAAAAGCUUUAACUUUCACCAUCCUUAACCGUCACCGGUUUGAUCCGGUUGCCUCGAGUACCAACCACCCUCUUUUCACUUCCAACCCUCAUGACCUUGUACCUUUCUUCGAGUACAAGCUUUACGCCAACGGAGAUGUUCCCGAUCUCUCGGGUCUAGCCAGUCCAAGAACGUUCGCAACCCACUUACCGUUCGGUUCCCUAAAGGAAACGAUCGAGAAACCCGGUGUGAAGGUCGUGUACUUGUGCCGGAACCCGUUUGACACAUUCAUCUCUUCGUGGCAUUACACCAACAACAUCAAAUCCGAGUCAGUGAGCCCAGUCUUGCUAGACCAAGCUUUUGAUCUGUAUUGCCGGGGAGUGAUCGGGUUUGGCCCGUUUUGGGAACACAUGUUGGGAUACUGGAGAGAGAGCUUGAAGAGACCAGAGAAAGUCUUCUUUUUAAGGUACGAGGAUCUCAAAGACGACAUCGAGACCAACUUGAAGAGGCUUGCAACUUUCUUAGAGCUUCCUUUCACCGAAGAAGAGGAACGAAAGGGAGUUGUGAAGGCUAUCGCCGAGCUGUGUAGCUUCGAGAAUCUGAAGAAGUUGGAGGUGAACAAGUCAAACAAGUCGAUCAAGAACUUUGAGAAUCGAUUCUUGUUUCGGAAAGGAGAAGUGAGUGAUUGGGUUAACUAUUUGUCACCUUCACAAGUGGAAAGAUUGUCAGCCUUAGUGGAUGACAAGUUAGGUGGAUCUGGUCUCACUUUCAGGUUGAGCUAAAUAUAAGGCCACGUGCCCCCAUUUCUACUCUUGUUCUGAGGGCCUACUAUAUACGUUAAGCUAAGUUAAGGCAGUUGUAUUGUUGUUACAGAUAGACAUCGAAGCAACGUAACGUCCAUAAUUAAGUUAAUUUGUCGUUUUUAUUUUUGUCAACACCGAAGUUUGUCGAAUUUUUAUUUUAUUAAAUAUCGCUUGUUUUUGCAGUUAUGUUUUUAUUUUUACUAGAGUAUUAUUGUUCAUGUGUGAAGCUAAAUGUAUUGUAAAGUAUGUUAAAAUUGAGUAUAUAUAUAUA